AUUGCCUCCAGUAAGCGAUUUAAUUCUUUCGAAACAUGUAGCUAUGGUGAAUGAGGGUUGAUAGGAAGAGGUCAAGAAAGAAACUGUAAAUAAAAUAUAAAUUUGUAUGAACUAAUCCGUUUAAUUUACUUUUUUGGAGUUUGGUUUCAUACUAGCGACUCAGGCUACCACGUUCGGUAAACGGGGUGAGAGAAGCCAAAGCCUGCUGUCUGAUGGCAUGUCCAGAGGAGGAGAAGGUGGAGGUGACCCUUGUUCCACGGUUGAUGAGGAGGCUCUACUCACAUGAUGAAAGCUCUCUGACCCAGGAUGAGCUGGACUGCCUCAAACUGAACAAUGAAGAGCACCCCUUCCUGGUGACCCAUCACCUGCGUGCCGUGAGGGAGGGAGAGGUGCCGUUGCUGCUUCACGGGACCCCCGUGACCUGCCGAGUGCACAGCACGGAGAGAUACACCACACGCUCCAAGGUGCGUGUGUGUACUCUAUACACAGUCUGGCUCACACACGGUCAGUUCACCUGGACAGUGAAGAGAAAGUACAAGCAUUUCCAGGAGCUGCACCGCGACUUGUACAAGCACAAGAUCCUGCUGCACUUUCUGCCCCUGGGGAGAUAUGCAGCUCAGAGGCAGCAGCUGGAAGCCAUGACAGAGGAGAUGCCCACUCUGCAUGGUGCUAACAGAGCCAGAAGAGCUUCCAGCAAGCCGAAAUACCUGGAGGAAUACCUGGGCAGCCUGCUGGAAAAUGACUUCUGCAGGAACUACCACGGCAUGCUGGAGUUUCUGGAUGUCAGUCUGCUUUCCUUUGUCAAAGACCUGGGACCCAAGGGCUUGGAGGGCUUCAUCCUGAAGAGGUCGGGUGGUCAUCGGAUCCAGGGCCUCAACUGCAUCGGACAUGACCAGUUCUGCUAUCGGUGGUCACGGCGCUGGCUGGUGGCCAAGGACUCCUUCCUGCUUUACAUGAAGAGGGAGGCGGGAGAGAUCUCAUUUGUGCUGCUCUUUGACCCUGAGCUCAAGGUCCAAGUGGGCCGGCGCUUCACGGACACCAAGUACGGCGUGUGCAUCCAGAACUUUACAAGAAACCUCGUCAUCAAGUGCAGCAGUUACAGACAGGCCCAGUGGUGGAAACAUGAGAUCCACAGGCUGGCAGAACCAUGUGACUUUCUAAAGGAGCACAGAUUCCAGGGGUUUGCCCCACCCCGGGAAGACACACUAACCAAGUGGUAUGUGAAUGGCAGUGGCUACUUUUCAGACUUAGCUGAUGCUCUGGAGCAGGCCAAGGAGGAAAUCUUCAUCACAGACUGGUGGCUCAGCCCAGAGAUGUUCCUGAAGAGGCCAGCCACAGACAACUACUGGCGCCUGGAUGAAAUCCUCAAACGCAAAGCAGAGCAGGGUGUGAAGGUCUGUGUGCUGCUGUACAAGGAAGUCCUGGGCAAGUACAAGCUGACACUGGCCAUCGACAGUGACUACAGCAAAAGGACCCUCAUGGACAGGCACCCCAACAUCAAGGUCAUGCGACAUCCAGACCACGUCUCCUCCAUUGUCUUCCUUUGGGCGCACCAUGAGAAGAUGGUGGCCAUUGACCAGUCAGUGGCCUUCAUGGGUGGGAUUGACCUGGCCUAUGGGAGGUGGGACGACAGUCACUACAGGCUGACAGACCUGUGUGCUGCACUGACACCCUCAGCCAGACCCGAGACUGGUGACGUAGUUGACCAGGGCUCUGAUGGACCGGCCUCUCAGCCCCUGGCAACAGAACAGACAUCAACUGAUCCAGGGGACCUGACAGACAACACUCAACUGUGGCUCGGCAAAGACUACAGCAACUUCAUCAAUAAGGACUGGGACCAGCUAGAUCAUCCAUUUGAGGACAACAUUGAUCGGAGCAAGGUUCCCCGCAUGCCUUGGCGUGACCUGGCCACAGUGCACCAUGGGAAGGCAGCCAGAGACCUUGCCCGCCACUUCGUCCAGAGAUGGAAUUUCACCAAGAUGUUCACAAACAAGCAUAACAACAACUUCUACCCCUGCCUGCUUCCGAAGUCGCACAGCACAGCAGACUGUCUGCCCUUCGUGGUCCCUGGGAGCAAGCAAGCCUCAGUGCAGGUGCUGCGUUCUGCGGAUCGCUGGUCAACUGGGACGUGUGAGAGUUCCAUCCAUAAUGCUUACAUCCAUACCAUAGAAAAUAGUGAGCAUUACAUCUACAUUGAGAAUCAAUUCUUCAUCAGCUGUGCGGAUGGGAAGAAUAUACACAAUGGUAUUGGGGACGCCAUAGUGAACAGGAUUCUGCGGGCACACAGUGAACAGAAGAAGUACAGGGUGUAUGUGGUGAUACCCCUGCUGCCUGGGUUUGAGGGUAACAUCAAUGAAGGGGGAGGUAACUCCAUGCAGGCCAUCCUCCACUUCAUCUAUAGGACCAUAUGCCGAGGGGAUUUUUCGAUUCUGGCCAGACUGAAGGCGCACAUGCAGGACCAGUGGAGCCAGUACAUCUCCCUGUGUGGCCUCCGCACUCAUUCCCAACUGGGCCAGUCCCUGGUCACUGAGCUCAUCUAUGUCCACAGCAAGAUGCUCAUCGCCGAUGACCGUUGCUACAUCAUUGGCUCGGCCAAUAUCAACGACCGCAGCAUGCUGGGCAGUCGGGACAGUGAGCUGGCAGUGCUGGUGGAGGACCUGGAGAGGGUGCCAUCCCGAAUGGGGGGCGAGUUGUACCAGGCAGGACCCGUGACUCUUGCUCUGCGUAAGGAGUGCUUCAGAGUUCUUUUGGGAGCAGAUUCAGAACCUGUCAUUGACAUCCAGGACCCAAUCGGUGAUGAGUUUUUCGAGGUGUGGAACAAGACUGCUGAAUCAAAUACCAGAAUUUAUGACGUGAUCUUCCAGUGUCUCCCCACCGACAGCAUCCAUAGCCUGCGUGCACUAAAGGAACUGACUUCGGUGGCGCGUCUGUGUGAAACGCAUCCUGAACGUGCUAGAAAGGAACUGGAAGCCAUCAAAGGCAUCCUGGUCCACUUCCCCCUCCACUUCCUCGCUGAAGUGGACCUCAUCCCUCCACUCAGCAGCAAGGAGAGAAUGAUUCCCAUGGAAGUCUGGACCUAAAGGGCAACAAAUUAUUAUGCAGCGCCAAUGCAAAGCAUGCUGGGAGUGAUAACUGUCUAUGAUGCUACAGAGGACUGCUUCACUUUAAAUUUAAUGCCACUGCCAAAUGUGUAUAAAGUCAGCACAUUUCUACAGUCAACUAUAGCAAUACAAUAUUUCAAACUUGUACAAAGAAAUAGCUUUAAAAAGUAUUUUGUGUUGAUUAAUCGACUCAUCCCCGCAAAAUAAUUUGAUUACCAAAUGUUUUUAUAUGGAAAUCCCAUUUUGGGCAUGUAUGUUAAUUUAAAAUGUAAAGCAAUUAACUAACUAUAAGGAUAAUAAGUUAUGAUAAUAUUACACAAUAUUAUUGUUAUUGCUGCAUUGUUAUACAGUAGAGCAGCAAUGGCCAAUCAUGUUCCAUGGAGGGCCAAGAGUACGCAGGUUUUCAUUUCAACCUAUCACUUCACCUGCUGAUUACACUAAUUACGUAGUUCCCUCAUCUCUGGUUGAAGGUGAAAUCAGCAGGCGUAGUGAUUGUCUGGCAUGAAAACCUCUCUCAGCCCUCCAUGGCACAUGCUUGGACCCCACUGCACUAAAGAUAAAGCUAGGACACCUGCAACCCUUUAUUGAUUAUUAUAAUAGAAGCAUCCCUCAUACAAAUUUAUUUGGAAGUAUGCUUAAGGAAAAUCUUUCAUCAGUAAUGCACAUCAAAGACAGAAUUUUAUGUAAUGUAAUUUCUCAGUUCUCAGUUAAACCCUUCAACUCAUUUCAGGCUACAGCUUGCCAUGACUAUUGUAAAUUGAGAAUAAUUAUUGACGUUGAGACAGCAAUAGGCAUCCUGCCUGCUUCUUUGCUGCACCACUACUCCAAAGUUAAUGCACUCCUUUCAGGCAGGAUUUUCCAUCUCAGUGCAGUAUACUGAAUGUGGUCAAUAAAUCUGACACUAGACUCAUCUCUUAAUUUAUAAUGUGUAAUGUGUUAUAAUGUGCACUAAGAAACGGUGAUAGAAUGGAAAAAGUGGAAAGAAACAUGCAAGCCUACAGAACAGAGAAAGAAACCUGAACCUAAAACCUCUAGAUCAGGAUAAAGAGAGAAAUAGAUUGUAUCAUGUUGUAUGGAUGAAAUUAGAUGAGGCUAUACUUUUUGAAAUUAUACGUUUCUGAAAUUUCUCAAACUUUGUGACAAAAUUAGAGGAUAUAAGUCUCUAUCUAUCUCUCUCUCUCCCCCUCUCUCUGUAUUUAUUCAUCAGUGCUGUAUCCACUAGAGUCUCUGCUGGCCAUUUGUACACGUUGUUAUGGUGACAGAAAUAAAAGCUAACUACCAAGUGUA
Molecule: messenger RNA, 4388 nt
Organism: Conger conger (European conger)
Lineage: Eukaryota; Metazoa; Chordata; Actinopteri; Anguilliformes; Congridae
Product: phospholipase D1-like
Exons: 24
Coding region: 213-3080 (955 amino acids)
Biological process (GO): cell motility; phosphatidic acid biosynthetic process; intracellular signal transduction
Molecular function (GO): phosphatidylinositol binding; D-type glycerophospholipase activity
Source: RefSeq, a predicted model, not a curated record